GUACAGUCAGUGCAGUGGAGGAGGCUGAUUCACAGAAACACGGAGAGUGGGCUUGCAGCUGUGUCCAGGCUCCGUGGGACGGUUCGGUUCGUGCAGAUGAUCGUUUUCGCUGGAUGUUGGAGUCUUCUGGGAGUGAGAUGAUCAUUCAGACCUAGGAAGGAGGUUCUGCUCAGCUGAUCCAUGUUCAUGCUCACAGAUAACUAGCUCUAUAGAGGCUAGCUUCUGAGUUCCUACACAGAGACGGACGAAACUCCAACAUGGACCAUCUGGUCGGUUGUGAUCAGCCGCCAGGGGCCUCGUGUCUCUGCAUAGAGCCUCAGUAUCAAUGCCCCUCCUCCGCCCAGCAGACCUUGUUACUACCAGACCCCCUGGACCAGACCAAAGCCAAAGCCUCAGGCCCAGAGGAGCCACCCAACGAGGACAGCGAGGCCACAGAGUCUGCAGACAGCGAGAACGACAUGAACCCCCCAUCUCUAAAAUGGGAGCUGAGGAGGUCGUCUUCGUCAUCUGCUCACAGCGGUGAGGAAGACGACGCUGAGACGAUGGAGAGAAGGCUGUUCAUGAAGGCCUAUGUGGAGAAGGUGUUUCAUGGAAGGGAGGACUUUGACCAGGAGGAGAAGGCCAUGUUUGGAGAGCUGUGCAGUGGAGAGAACGGAAAAGGCCGGGAAUGGUUUGCCAAAUAUGUCAGCGCCCAGCGCUGCCACUCCAAAUGUGUGAGCGAGGCCACGUUCUACAGGCUGGUCCAGUCCUUCGCUCUUGUUCUGUUUGAAUGUUUCCAGGUGGACGACUACAGCCCGGCUAAAAGCCUCAUGACCAUGUGCUUCACAUAUUACUACAUUGGGAAGUGUCCGCAAUCCCCCUCUGACCUGCUGGACCGCGGCGGUCAGCAGGCAGGUCUGGACUCGUACCUGAACAAGGCCAACUCCUGGCUUUCAGGAAAGAAAGACGUUGCAGAGCGCCUUCUCAAACACACAUCGAAAACUGACGUCAGAGGCUUCUUUGGAGGCCUGGAGAGCAAACUGAGGAGCUCCAUAGCUUCCAAGUCUGAAGAAGGUCCUGGUGAGAUGAAACCCAAGUCCCCAGAGUCAGAAGGUCUAGAAGAGAAGAGAGGAGAAAAGGUUUACCUGUACACUCACCUGAAGCAGCAACCUAUAUGGCACACGCUGAGGUUCUGGAACGCUGCAUUCUUUGAUGCCGUCCAUUGUGAGCGGACGAAGAGAUCUCCGACCACCAGUGGAGCGCAGGACGCAGAGGGAGACAAGAGGGAGAAGUGGUGUCACAUGACCCAGGAGGAGAGAGACGACAGCUACAAGAUCGAUGAGAACAUCGCCUUCGGGCAGCUGGGGACCUUCACCCAUAACAUGCUGGCCUUUGGUCUCAGUAAGCGCCUCUGUAACGACUUCCUGACGAAGCAGGCCGUCAUCGGAAAUCUAAAUGAAGAGCAAUACAAGCUGCUGAGAGAACACAUUGAGAAGAUGGCGGCAGAGUGAGGCGGAGGACGGCGCCGGUUUCUCUCCCGCUCCACGUCCAUUUCAUAUUUAUGGUGUUCAGUCCUGAAAAUGAUCAUCUCCAGUCUGCAAAGGGUUGAAUAAUGAGCAAUAAAAUAAGAGCAUCAUUUCUGCAGAGGAAUGUGUCUCACGAAGGACUCGGCCUGCAGUGAUCUGAUGUUCAGACGUCUAUUUAUUUAUUUAACUGUUCUGUUGUUGUUGUUGUUCUCUGGCUUCACCUUUUAACUGACAGAAACGAAACCUUGAAUCUCCCACCGAUCCUACCUACUUCAUCAUCUGUCUUGUAAGGUCUCCCUGAGGACUCCCUGCUGUUACUUUGUGCUGUCACUAGGGGGCAGUAUUGCGCCUCAUAUGAAUUCACUGCUCCAGUGUGUGUAGCGCCUCCCUGUGGUGGCUCUUCAGAGGAAGGUUUUCUGUGCUGCUCCAUGUUUCCUGCCUGUGGAUCAGCAUCAGGUUUCCUCUCCUCACUGAGGCCCCUUAAGGUCCAUCAGUUGUUCUGGGUUUCAACCAUUUAAUGUAUGAUAUCAAUAAACCAGGUGAAUAAAUUGUAAAUGUGA
Messenger RNA from Cyprinodon variegatus (sheepshead minnow), 2065 nucleotides. RefSeq names its product KIAA0513 ortholog. The record is from RefSeq and is a predicted model, not a curated record. The transcript is spliced from 14 exons. Bases 258 to 1490 code for a protein of 410 amino acids. Lineage: Eukaryota; Metazoa; Chordata; Actinopteri; Cyprinodontiformes; Cyprinodontidae.